This is a messenger RNA of Dermacentor andersoni, 2765 nucleotides long. It is a transcript of the gene homer, whose product is annotated as homer protein. Gene Ontology annotation, molecular function: G protein-coupled glutamate receptor binding. Gene Ontology annotation, biological process: G protein-coupled glutamate receptor signaling pathway. The record is from RefSeq and is a predicted model, not a curated record. Lineage: Eukaryota; Metazoa; Arthropoda; Arachnida; Ixodida; Ixodidae.
AAAGUGUUCCUGGACUUGAUGAGACCUUGCGUGCCUACGCGCAGGCGCCGCCUUCCCCUCACGCCCAGCGACCGCAACGCAGCAGGGCCGCAGCAGCGCAGCGCCACCAGCGUGGCUAUCCGCGGCCGUGUAGCAGUGUGUGUCCGCCCCCGAUAUCCGUGUGUUGGUUUGGGCUGCUUAUCGUUAGGGCCUGUGCGUCGUGCCUCGGGGAGCCCUGGCCACGACGUCGGAAGGUGCUCCGUGUGAACGGCCCACUGGCGCUGGAGCCUGGUCGGCCAGCACCCGCAGCUAGGAGCCGCGCCGCGGCGGCGGGCGCAUGCGCUUGUCAAUGGCGGCGGCUCGGGCUGCAGCGCCGCACGCAGCCCCUCGUAGAGGGUUGGCUGACGCCACGCUGGGCCGGCUAGGCGGCCACCUCUGACGCCUUCUCCGAUGACUGCAAGCAGUGCCAGUAUGGGGUAAUUCCAAUGCUGAAUGGCACAUGGCAAAGCGGAUGAAUUGAAUGAAAUGGUUCAGCCAAAGGGAGCAGCCCAUCUUUUCCACGAAAGCGCACGUGUUCCACAUCGACCCCAAGACGAAGCGGUCCUGGAUACCAGCCAGCAGCCAGGCGGUGAGCGUCAGCUUCUUCUAUGACUCAAGUCGCAACCUGUAUCGCAUCAUCAGUGUUGAGGGCACCAAGGCGGUAAUCAACUCCACCAUAACGCCCAACAUGACCUUCACCAAGACCUCCCAGAAAUUCGGCCAGUGGUCUGACAUCCGAGCCAACACUGUUUAUGGCCUUGGCUUUGGCUCGGAGCCUGACCUGAAUAAGUUCAUCGAGAAGUUCCAGGAGGUGAAAGAGGCGACCCGGCUGGCUGCCCAGAAGGCUGGCAACAACGGUGUGGCGGCCGUGCGGCCCCCCGAGGGAGGGGAGGCUGGCGGGGGGGACCCCACGGCGCUUCACGGUGGUGGCAGCCCCAAGCACCAGCAGGCAGCAGCCAAGGCGUCGCUGCCCCAGACAACGGCCGAAGCGCAGCUGCGCUAUGAAAACGAUAGGCUCAAACUUGCGCUGGCACAGAGCUCGGCAAACGCCAAGAAGUGGGAGGUGGAGCUUCAGACGCUCAAGAACAACAACGGCCGGCUCACAUGCGCCUUGCAGGAGAGCACGGCCAAUGUAGAGGAGUGGAAGCGGCAACUGCAAGCGCUCAAGGAGGAGAAUGCCACCAUUCGUGGCCGUAUGCUGGAUCUGGAGGCUGGCAGUGCCCCCGAUGCCCAGGAGCUUCGCCGGGAGCUAGCCACAUUGCGCAGCCGUGCUGAGCUUCUAGAUCGAGAGCACAAGCAGAAGGACAAAGAGUUGGAGGCACUGAAGCGAAAGUUGGAGGACCAAACGCCAGGCAAAGCAGAUGAGAGGCUGAAGUUUGCUGCAAUGCUCCUACUGAAUCUUCGUGGCAUGCAACAUGCCCAGGCACUGCUGUCCGAAAAUGAGGCGCUGAAGAGCGCUGCGCAGCGUCUCCAGGAACAGCUGUGUGUGGCCCAGGGACGCCAGGCUGCCUGGGAACAGCUGGCACAACGCAUCGCCCACCGCCUGCAUGACUUGCGUGACCUGCAGCAUGAGCUGGCUGCAUUACUGUCUGCCUCCUGACCCCAUUCGGUGUCGUUGACACACCAGCAGCCCCACCUGUCAGGAGGAGGCGCAACAAGGGUCCCGGCGAGGGAAGUACCUCCUCCUACCACUCACGAGCCAAGAGCAUGCUAGCCAGCACCAGGCCUGGCAAGAUCUGCUCAGCGCCGCCCCCUUCCUAAGCAAGAGGGAAGGCUCCUCACUUGGUCUUGUGCGCGAGUCGUGGGCUCAUCUACUCCAAACUGAUGGCCAACAAAAGCUUGGCCAGCAGCACUGUGCAGGCAGUUUUGUCGGCAGAAACAAGUUGUAUACACCUGGACAUUGCAUGUGUGGCCACGGCAGUUUCAGUCUAGGAUGAUGUCACGUGCUGUUUGUCCACGUAAACCAGUCAUUGCUCAUUAAAUUGUCAGUGUCAAACCUGAGAACUCAGUGACGUGACUUAGGCAGCAGAUUUGAUCGAGCUUCCGCAGUGAUAUUGCGAGGUUUGUUUUGUGACAUUUUAUCGGCAUGAGAGUAAUUCAGCAAUACGGAAAAGCUGUACAAAUUCUUUUGCGAAAUAAGCUUGGAGACAUGCUCUUCCAGGAUUGCACAUUAAAAGCUUCAUGAAAUACGUAGCUAGAUAUUUUGUUGAGAUAAAGUAAAAGCCUUCUUAAGUGGACUGUUACGGGCCACUUUUUACUAUUAUAUAUAUUUUCUGGUGUCUACGUCACACCAAUGUGCCACACCAUGUAUUUGUUUAGCCCCCAAUGCACUGCCCUCGGUCUAUGCUAAGAAAACAAUUGCCAUUUAAUCUCAACCCUUGGAGCCAAUGUAAUUCUCAUAUGAGCAGAAUCUCAGCCAACAUUGGUGCUGAGGACUCGCAAGAUCAACUGUCACAUGUAUUACCUGAAGAAUCUCUCUUUAGUUUGCAUCACACUGGCUUGCUGAUGCAUUUGCGGACAUGUGAGUUUUAGAGGUACACAUAUUUUGAAAUCAUUUCAGCUUCUACUUCAUUCCUGCGUUGACGGGUAACAUACAUUUCGGAUACUACUGUCAAGUGUGUACAGUAAUAUACAAAAAUAAAAGACGAUAUCAAACUUGUAUUUUGUGCGUUGUGCAAAAGUAAAUGCAUGUUCUGUGUAUACAUGUACCAUCUUAUGCUGAAAGACAUUUGAGUUUGACUGCUGGA